Messenger RNA from Adineta steineri, 702 nucleotides. NCBI's taxonomy places the organism in Eukaryota, Metazoa, Rotifera, Eurotatoria, Adinetida, Adinetidae. The record is from the annotation of a GenBank genome assembly.
AUGGAUGCUUGUAUUCGUAGUCGAGCAAAAACAUCAUAUCAUUCGAAACGAAAUCAAGCAUAUGAAACAACAUAUAAGCGUGAAUUUAGUUCAAAAAAACCAGUAGUAAUUGUUGAAGGUGCACCACCUGAACAACGAUUUUUAGUUGGUUGUCCAUUUAAUUUAGCUGAUCCUGUAGGUGAAACAAUAUAUACAAUGGAUUUUUCUCGUACAAACCCUGUUCCAAAACAACAACCUUAUUUUCAGAGUACAAGUACAAUUGAACGACCCGAUUCAAAACAACUUCCUUGUUGUCCUCGACGAUAUGAAACUUUAAAUGAUCCUUUAGAAGAUGAAAUAAAACAAGCACUAAGAAAUCAAUUAGAUUCAACAUAUCAAGUCGAUUAUACUGGAUCAUGUCAAGGAUUUCAAUUACCAUUGGCUUAUAAUCGACCACGUGCUUUUUGGCGUAAUCAAGUUCCACAUACAUUCAAUAGUGAAUAUCGAAAUCAUUUUCAAAAUCAUCCAAAAACAGCGAUGCAUUUUGGUGGACGUUUUAAAUUUACUAGUCGAGUACCAGCUGAUGCUAUUGUUCCUCAAACAUUACCUACAUGGAAGAAAAAACCAUUACAUUCUAUUUAUUCAUAUGAAAUUAGCCAAAAAACUCCUUCAGAACGAUAUAUGCGAGACUUUGUAGAUUCUUUUGGUGACUCAAUGAAAUAA